Pieris brassicae (large cabbage white) is the source of this 2129-nucleotide messenger RNA. RefSeq names its product E3 ubiquitin-protein ligase MSL2 (gene msl-2). The transcript has 4 exons. Lineage: Eukaryota; Metazoa; Arthropoda; Insecta; Lepidoptera; Pieridae. Gene Ontology annotation, molecular function: ubiquitin protein ligase activity. Bases 92 to 1402 code for a protein of 436 amino acids. Gene Ontology annotation, cellular component: MSL complex. The record is from RefSeq and is a predicted model, not a curated record.
AGCGGCUUUUUGGCCAAAGUGUUAUUUUGUGUUUUGGUGUAUAUUAAAUGGACUACAACAGUUUCUCAUGCGAAAUUCGCGCUUUAGUUAAAUGAAGAUGAAUGCUACAAGUUUAUAUACAUCAACAUCAAGAUUAAUACUGUUAGCCGACCCAGCGGAUAAAAGUUCUUGGUCCGAUUUAUAUCGUCUUGUUCCUUAUUUAAGACAAUCAUUAUCAUGUGCUGUCUGCGGAAAUUUAUUAAAAGAGCCUUAUACUCCUGAAAGUUCCAACUGCCAGCACCAUGUGUGUAAAAAUUGCAUAGGUGGAAGAAAAAAAUUAAAGCCCUCCUGUGGUGAGUGUAAGGAUUAUGAGGAUUAUACCGACAACAGUUUGUUAAGGACUCUUCUUCAAUGUUACAAAAAACUUUGUGAGUAUUUUAUGGAUACAGAAACAUACAGAGUGUUAGUAGAAGAAGAUGCUUCAGUAAUUGGGCAAAAUGGUGGUGUUGUUGCUAGUUCAGGUUUGAUAGAUUUGAUAAGAGAGGGGGCCCGUUUUGAUGAUGAUUAUAAGUGUAAUGCUGGCCUAUCAAAAUCAGCAUAUAGUAUUUUGCCAUGUGUCUAUAACUCUUCAUCCACUCAAACCCAGGCCACUUCAUCAUCAACUAGUAUAGAAACAAGGUCAUCUAAUAAAUGCACCACCAAUAACAGAGAUAUAUCCAAUGGAUCUCCUUUAUAUUCAGUUAUGUAUGCAGGAUCUGGCAACAAAAUAACAAUUAAAAGAAAAAAUGCUGAUGACACAGAAGUAACACAAAGUGAGAAUAGCUUACUAGAUGGCAAAAUGAAUCAACUUCCCUUUAAGAAGCCUUCAAACCGAUCACGCAACCCUGGUAGUAAAAGAAAAGGUUGCCGUUGUGGUAAUGCUACAGCAACUCCGGGUAAACUUACUUGCUGUGGUCAGCGUUGCCCCUGUUAUGUUGAGAGUAAGCCUUGUACCGAAUGUAAAUGUAAAGGUUGCAGAAAUCCACAUAGGGCAGAUGGAUUGAAGGUUCGUCCACACUUACCACAUAUAGAUACCCUACAAUUAACACUUAAUAUGAAUCCAAGCAGUUCACCGUCAUGUUCAGGUUCUAUGGACAGUCUCGAUACUGAUUCACUUACAAUGGAGGCCAUGGAGGAAUCUCUUGGGUUCAGUACAGAUUAUAAGUCACCGAGUCUCAAAGUAUAUACAAGCCAGAUACAAGAAGUGUCAGCAUCCUUACCAGCUACAAUAUUAAUGGAUGAAGAGCUCCCAGCCUCUCCUGACAAUUUAAGCUCGCCAUGUGAAUAUGCUCAGUAUUCUCCUAGAGGAACAAAUGAUACUGAGCUAUCACCACAAUCCACAGGCACACAGGAUAUAAUGAGUGACCCGGAAUUAGAUGCAUGACAGUCAAUUUCUGUUAUAAAUGACUAGAAAACCAUUUUUAGAGUGGAUGUUAGACACACUGCGAUAAUAAAUGCAAAUUUGAAUGUACAGUUCAUCUCAGUGACAAAUGAUAGAGAUCUAUAUGAGUGACAAAUAUUUUAUGUGAGUGCCACCUCUAAUCAAACUAUCAAACUUCCACACUUUUAUUUUCAAUUUACAGAAUUAACUUUAAUGACAACACAUCAUAACACACAAUAUUCUGUUUAUUUUAUGUAUGCAUUAUACUUUGAUAACUCAAAUUGGAAUGUCUAUCAAUAUGCUUGGUCUAAACCAGUGAUGGGCAAAGUACGGCCCGCGAAAGUAUUUAAUCCAGCCUGGACAGGGUCCAUCAGCAAGGAUAGUUUAUGGCCCUUUAUAAUUCCGUUUUGACAGUCGAGAAUAAAAAUUCGAUUCUAUUUGUAUUGUUUUUAUAAUAUUAUAAUUAAAAGCUUUAACAACAAUGCAUUUUUUUAUAAUUGUGGCCUUCCUCUAGAAUUUUAUUCCUUGUGGCCCGCAAUUAAAAAAGUUUGCCCACCACUGGUCUAAACAGUAAAAGCCUCUCCUUAAAUGCAACAAAACCAUAUUCAAUAUUAAUUUGUUUAAGAAACAAUUAAAUACAAAUAUUGUCACUCAAAAUUUCUGCAUUAUUAUCAAUGUUAUAAUUUAUUGUAUAUAAGAGUAAAGAUAGGAAAGUGUGUUUAAAAACAAA